Messenger RNA from Carassius gibelio (silver crucian carp), 4866 nucleotides. RefSeq names its product transcription regulator protein BACH1-like. Lineage: Eukaryota; Metazoa; Chordata; Actinopteri; Cypriniformes; Cyprinidae. The transcript is spliced from 5 exons. Gene Ontology annotation, molecular function: DNA-binding transcription factor activity, RNA polymerase II-specific; protein binding; RNA polymerase II cis-regulatory region sequence-specific DNA binding. Gene Ontology annotation, biological process: regulation of transcription by RNA polymerase II. The coding region runs from base 201 to 2234 and encodes 677 amino acids. The record is from RefSeq and is a predicted model, not a curated record.
CACGCACUCACUGCCGCACUGGACAGUCACGUGACGCGCAAACGGACGUUAUGGAGCUCUCUCGCUGUCAAACUUUAACACGAUUUCACUGUUAGCCUGCAAAAGCGAUGGACGGAAUGGGAUUUUCGACGGUUUCCGAUCUCCAGUGAUAUGUCAGUUGCAUCUAUGUAUCUGUUAUUUUGUAGCUAAAGCCCUGCAUCAUGUCUGUGGAUGGCCCCCGGACGUCUGUUUUCACCUUUCAGUCCGCUGUUCACAGCCAUCACGUUCUCCGCUCGCUGGAGGAGCUGAGACAGAAGGAGCUCUUGUGCGAUGUGACCGUUGAAGUGGAGCGCAGGAGCUUUCGGGCGCACUCUUCAGUGCUGGCUUCCUGCAGCGGCUAUUUUUACACCAGACUGACAAACCACAGUCGAGCGAACCUCACCGUCAGGUUACCAGAUGAGGUCACGGUGGAAGGAUUUGAGCCUCUCCUGCAGUUUGCCUACACUGCAAAACUUCACUUCACCAAAGAAAACAUCCUGGAGAUCCACAGAUGUGCCCAAUUCCUCGGAUUUCAAAACCUCGAUAAAGCCUGCUUUGAGUUCCUCGUCCCAAAGUUAUCUGAUGGCGGUGGAGCCUCCAAAAAAGUGACGAGUAAAAGCAAGAACCAAGCGUCCCAUGACGAAUCACAAGCCAUCUGCAGUCCAAAUGGCCCAAACCCGGAAACUGAUGAAGAUUUUGUACCUCAAGAUGCAAGCGCUGCCAUGCAAGCUGCAUCUGUAACAUCCUCUGCAGAAAGUCCUAAAGAUUGUCCCCCGAUCUCAAAUGACAAAGAAAUGCAGUUAGAUUUGUCCCCGCUUUACACCAGAAGCACUUCAUACCACAUGGAUGAUGGACAGGAUAAGUUUUGCCUGCAGAACUGCGGCCCGCAGUUGCCUUCGUCUUCCUUGGCGGCCGCAGAAGUUUGUCCUUUCCUGUCUAUUCCGAGCACCAGUCACAAUGAGAAACUGCAUUCUUCUGCAGCUGGCUGUGGUGGGGACAUUUUAGCAAUGGAGGACGAAUUCCAGAAGGAACUAGCAGUGGAUAUGCAUUGUGAACCGCCAACUGAUAAAGACCUGAACAUAGCCAGUAUCACCAAGGGCCACUUUGACCAAUGUGAAGGGCCUGUAAUGCCGUCCACCGACUGUACCCAACUAUGUCCUCUGAAUUCUGCGCAGUCAAGCGGGGUUUUGGACGGCAUUUCUGGCACUCCAGAUCUAAGCAACAUUGGCACUGAAGACAACCGGGUGUUUGAUUCCAACGAACAAACGUUCUCUGAACUGACCCACAAAGAUUGCUGCACAGAACGAAGCAUGGAGGAAAGGGAAGUGGCUGAGCAUCUUGCAAAGGGUUUUUGGCCGGAUUUGAGCUCCACGUUAAAUGAGCCGCUACCUUUGGACUCCAUCGACCAGUCAUCUGCAGGAAAUGGCUCAGACUUCCACUGGUUAAAGCAUCUGGAUUUGGGAGCUGCGCCUGAUGAUUGUCCCUUCCUGAGAGACCUGAGCUCCAACGAUACACAGAUGUCUGGAAGGGACACUCUGUCCAAAGAGGACACCGGAGACAGUCCCUGCAUGUCCCCCAUUAACUCAAGGGAAAACUCUGAGUGUGAAUCGGAUGGAGACUGCACGCAGUGCAGUAACAGUGAACAAGUGCAAGAGGUGGAUUUGCCAUUCCCUGUGGAGCAAAUUUCCAGCAUGACCCGGAGAGCAUUCCUGCAGAUGUUAAAACGCGAGGAACUGACCCCAGAACAGCUGGAGUUUGUUCAGGAUGUGAGACGGCGCAGUAAGAACCGCAUGGCUGCACAGCGCUGCCGCAAGAGAAAGUUGGACUGCAUCUACAGGCUGGAGGGAGAAAUCAAGAAACUGAGGAGUGUGAAGGAGAAAUUACUGCAAGAUCACAACCAGCUGAAGCUCAGCAUAGAGGAUGUACGUCAGAGCCUCUCAGGCCUUUGUCAGAGCCUCUGUAUGGACGCCUCGCCACAGUCGGAACAGGUGCAAGCAAUGGCCAGGUACGUCUCCUCCGACUGUCCCACCUCCGUCCUCCUCACCCCCAUGGCCUCUCCUAGCCUGGCUGGCCCAGACCAGGACACCCAUGGGAACUCCUCCCUGGACACCUUUCUUGCAGACACAUAUCCUGAAGGAGACACCGUAGCACUCAGGUUGCCCGCUGCCUUCCUGCAGGACAGCGUUCAGAGCACUGUUACAGAUCCAGCUCCAUGAUGUUCAACAGAGCAAAGCAGCUUGGGAAUGGUCUGAUAUUUCACUUUUACUCAGGAGCUUACCUUUCUGCUUACACUUUUGAGCAUGACUUUCUUAUUAGGAGCACUUUCGUAAUGUUUCCAAGUAUGGACGUUGACUAAAUUUGCACUAUUAAUAGUAGUUUCAUAUGGAAAUGCUAUGUUGAUGCAUACGGAUAUUUUCCUUUUUUUUAUUCCUUGUUUAACUGUUGCGCCAUAGAGGUCAUUCCUGUUAUGUCACACAUUUUGAACUCUGAAACUUAAAAAAAAAAAAAAAAAAACUACGAACAUGCUUGUGUUGUAAUUAAGUAUUUCAGAAAUAUGUUCUGCUAAGCUCCGGCUCUUAAAGUGUUAAUUACAUAAUUGUAAAUAAUUGUUUAAUUACAGACUGAUAGUUAGCUCGUUAUUUUUGAUAUUUUUAACCAUGUUUUGAUAUGUUGGUUCUAUCAUACCCAUUUUCUUUUUAUAAAUCUUGUCCAACAGGGAUGAAUAUUUUAAAGACAAACUAAUAGCACAAGACAUCAAAUAAUUAUUUUUUUAUUUAUUUUUUUUUUUUAUUAAUUGCUAAUACUUUAACAUGUAUAUGAUGAUGUGUGAUUUCCUACCAAAAAUGUCACUCUCUGGACAGUCGUGUCAUUCAGGAACUGGCUUUUGUUACUUUAAGGGAUUUUUCAGCAGAUUAACAGUGUGGGAAGUAAUAGUGAAGACAAAGGAAAUCGCUAUUAAAAGAUUAACAAUGAAAACUAUGUAACGAAGUUUGGUUGAAAUAUUUUGAUAGCAUUUGGAAUAUUUCUUAAUAAAUUGACUUUUUAUGCUUUUUAGUGCAUUAAUUGUAAUAUUGUCAUGAAAGAAAACUAAUAUGACUUUAAUUUGCAGCAAUUGUCAAUUUUAUAUUUUUAUUCAAAUAUAGAUUUGUGAAAAUGUAAAACAUAACAGGAAUGACCCUUGGAUUAAUUUCCAGUCCUAGCAUUAACGUCAUGUAAACUGCCACGAAGGACAAUCAUUGUAACUCUUUAUUAUGUCAAGGGAUGAUUUUGUUAUGCUAUGUAGAUCAUAUGAAGAAGUACAUUCCAGUGUAGCCUAAUACGUCUUUGCAUUACCGGCAUGAAAACUGUGCAUUGAAUAUGCAUCCGUCUUUUUUUUUUUAAAGGGGUCAUAUGAUGCUUUUUUAGCCACGAAUGGUUAAGACAGCUGACUCCACUGUGUGACCCUGUCUCUCUCUCUCUCUCUCUCUCUCUCUCUGUCUCUCACACACAUACACACACGACGCGACACGACACGCAAAAGUCAGCAUUUGAACAUUCAAUAGCAACUACUGAAACAAAUAACAAAACAUACUUCCAGUGGCUGAUUCAGAGACAUCAGAUUGUCAUAGCAAUGUCAGAAUGACCUCCAAGGUUCACGAAACAGUCGUCCAUAAAAUGCAUUGCUUUUCUGUUGUAAGUAAUCUUAAAGGUUCCUAAAUACAUCUACUUUCGGAAGGCCAAAUAAAGUGCUAGCUUCACACAGCAUCUCCCAGACUUAGCUGCUUCAACACAAACUGUGGUUAAUGAAACCAUGCCUUCUUUCUUUGCGUGAACAUUUGGGCCGCAUUACACACAUAUUUCCACAUAAUGACAUAGAUAUGUGGGGGUGUGUUUGAAUGAGCAGUUUUAGGGGGGCGUGGCAGAUUCUUAACUUUGAUAAAGAAUAUCUCUUUGGAUUUGAGACUUUAGUCUUUGCAACUUUACAGAUCUUCUUCAUGCACCAAGAGCUUGGAGAGCACUCCAAAGAGAGAAAAAAUACAUUGAAAUCGCAUCAUAUGACCCCUUGAAGUAUUAAUAUAUGCAUAGGUCAUAGUUAUAGUGACAUUUAAAUAACUGCCAAGUAAGAUUUCAUGUAGUGUUAGGCGAUAUGGUCAUUUUUCUAAUCUUCUUAUCAUGUAUAUCAUUAUGAAAAAUACUUAGAAUCCAUAGGCUUUCUAAGGUAAAACAAAAAAUCAAAUGUGAACAUUUAGAUACUGUUCACUUUUUGCUUGCGAAUGUGGAAUGUAUUUGGAAAAAGAUCAAUUUCAAGGUCAACAUAAAUCAGAAUUGACCUUAUUUCCAUUCUUAAAACAUGUUUCUGGUCUUAUUGUGCAUGAUUCUUCAUUACACUUUAUUACAAUGAAAUGUUGUCUAGUAUUAUUUCAUCAAAAUGUAAUGUAAAAUGUAAUCUUCCGAAAUGACUUUCCUUUUCAACUGAUGUCAUCAAGGCCAUGCAGUCUGUUGGCUAUUGGAACACAAAUAGAGAUUAAGGCAUUAUUUUAUUUUAACUCUUGUUGUGGUACUUUUCAUUAGUUUCUAACCUACUUUUUUCUAGCAAAAUAGCUCAGAAAAUACAUCAUAUUAUGGAAGUAAAAUGGGCUGCAAAUGCUUAGAGAAACUAAUGUUUAUUCCAGUACAAUUUUCAUAGCAUCAAUGUAACAUCAAUGGACUGUUCUUUUCUUACCUUUUCCUGCCUUUUGUUGUUGUUGUUGUUUUUGUUUUGUUUUAACCCUGUAACCAAAAUACUGUCAUGUAGACAUAGAAUGCACUGUAUAAUUCACUAUUGGAUUCAGAUUUAACAAAUAGUAGCAAAUAAAAUGUCAAUAUAUA